AGCACAGCUCUACUAUUGUUAACGCGAUCGCUUCACGUUUUCGUUGUUGAAAAAUUAGGAAAAAGUGCAAUACUACGCUCGUAUCACGUUCCAGACAUCCCCCGCACCCGAUUACAUCCUUCGCAAUGGCUAAACGCGGCCCGCAGUCGUCGUUAAACCAUCUCAACUGGAAUGAAACCGACGAACCCGAGGAGAUGGGCGAGUUUGCAAAGGCGAGCGAUGAUGUUUUAAAACAGCGGGUUAUCAAAAAAGCUCGUCGUCGGGUGGCAACGGAUGCUGCUGACAGUACCGCACCAGCAGCCUCGACGUCGGUAUUUGGCGCCUUCAAAGGUUUCGCCUCGACUCCAGUUGCGAAAAGUGUGGACAAGCCGGACGGGGCUCCUACUUUUUCUUUUCUCUCUAGUCUCGGUGCCGCGAAGACGAAUGGGAAUGGCACUGCCACGGUAUCAUCGAGCGGUGCAGACAGCGGUGCAGCCGGAUCUACAAAACCAAUGUUCUCGUUCGGUUCGAACCAGGGCACGAUCGCUACAUCGGAUGCGAGUAAAAAAAUGUUCACCUUCGGCACACCGAGCGCCCUGAAGGCGGACAGUACGGAAGGGGCGAAGAAUGCGUCUUCCACAUCUUCCGGUUUUGGCAUAUCAUCGUCGAAGGAUGGUGACAAGGAUUCGGGCAAGGGUUUGUUCAGCUUUACCAACACGACGGCAAAUCCUAUAAAUGCCGGAGCGACGCCUACCUUCUCCUUCGGUUCGGUGGCAGCUAAAACGACGGAUUCUACGAAACCGGAAAAGAAUUUCACCUUCGGCUCUCCUAUCGGCAGUAAAAACGCGGACUCAGAUAAGACAACAAAGCAGCCUACCUUCUCGUUCGGUACCGUUGCAGCCAAAACGGGUCCCGAAGAAACGGAAAAGAAAUCGCUUACAUUCGGAACUCCAGUGGGUGCAAAAGAUACUUCCUUAAAUGCUGCUUCAUCAACGGGCAUGUUUAGCUUCGGAUCUAAUGCAGGCAAAUCCGACGCUGGCAGCGAUGCGGAAAAGAAAAUGUUCACAUUCGGUAGUUCUCCAGCCGCCGCAAAAGACACUGCGAACAGUUUGGCAAAGAGUACUUUUUCAUUCGGUUCAGUUGCGACAAAAUCGGAUUCAUCCGAGACAGAAAGGAAAACGUUCGCUUUUGGAGGUUCUCCAGCAUCAUCGAAAGAAUCUGCAUCUGCUGCUCCGUUGAAAAGUAUGUUUUCCUUUGGCUCCAAUGCAACAAAACCGGUAGCACCCGUGGAGUUAUCCGACAAGCCAACCGUUACGUUCGGUUCCCCCGCUGGAAUGAAGAAUACGUCCGCCAGUUCGUUAGCUUCACCAAAAGGUACUUUUUCGUUUGGAUCUAUUCCGACAAAAACGAAUACAGACGAUGGGACCGAAGUGAAAAAGACCCCAUUUUCGUUCGGAUCUGUCGCUUCGGGCGCGAAAGAUACGGCAGUAACCUCUCCAAAAGCGACAUUUUCUUUUGGGUUAUCACAAUCCACAAACAGCGAUACGGGUGUGAAACCAUCACCACCCAAACCAGUCGAAAGUGAGAAGAAAACGUUUUCCUUUGGUGUUACUUCCCCGUCCAAAGAAACCACGGACAAAAGUAAGACAACAUUCGCUACGCCGAAGGAAAAUAGCGAAGAUACCUUAAAGAAAAUGUUCAGCUUUGCCUCAUCGACAGCAACGCCGAAGGGAGCGGACGCCGGGAAAAAAGGUGAGGAAAAGAAAUCUCCUUUAGCACCGUUCGCAACCAUCACCAAACCGGCGGCAGUAGCACCAGUUGCUCCAAAAUCAACCGUAACCCAGGGUGACAAAAGCGGCAAUAUAAUUGCACUGAACAAAUCAUUCAUUGCUUGGAUCACUGAAAAGUGUAAGGAGAAUGCUUACUGCAGCCUGCUUCCCGUGUUCAAAAGUUACGAGACAUAUUUUGCCGAAAUUAUGGAAAUGGAACAAAGUAGUACUACCAAUUCGGAAGCAGCGAAAUCCUCCGGAACUUCAAAGUCCGAUACUCCAAUGGAGAAACCGACACAAACAGCAGCAGUGUCGGCGAACAAACCUUCCGACCAGAUAUCCAAGGAACCCGAGAAAGCAAAGGAAAAGACGGGCUUUUUCUUUGGUACGUCUGCAGCCAAAGAAUCAGCGACCACAUUGAAACCAGUUGCACCUACUGCUGCACCGGCCACUGCAGGUUUUAUGUUCGGUGGCACUACAAAGCCACUUACUUUCGGUGGAUUUUCAACAGCCGCUAACACCGCGAACACUACUGCGCCAACCAGCAACUUAUCGUCGGUUUCCACCACUUCACCCUCGUUCUUUGCCGGUGCGUCCACAUUCGCCAGCAAAGCUCUAUCUCCCGGUGGGUUUACAUUCGGCGGCGUAACUAAACCACCCGUCCCUGAUAGCAGUGCGACCACCGAUAAAGACGGUGGUGGUGGUAGUGGUGGCGGCGAUGGUGGAGAAGCCGACGAAGAUGAACCACCGAAGGUAGAGUUUACCCCUGUCGAGGAAAAGGACAGCCUUUACUCCAAACGCUGCAAGCUGUUCGUGAAGGUGGGCGGAUCAUACUCGGACCGGGGCGUUGGAACGCUGCACGUUAAAAUGGUCGACAGCAAGGUACAGGUGCUGGUGCGAGCAGACACGAGCCUGGGAAAUAUUCUGCUCAACAUAAUCCUAAACGAUUCGGUGCCGCUGCAGCGUUUGGGCAAGAAUAACGUCAUGAUGAUUUGCCUGCCGACACCGGAUUCAAAGCCACCGCCAACGUCGGUGCUGUUGCGCGUGAAGACAGCAGAGGAAGCGGACCAGCUUUACGAAAGCUUGGCGAAAUACAAACCUAAAUAGGUAGGACCGUUUCCGUAAAAUGACGCUCACCCAUGUUAGGUAAUUCAUACAUUACGUACAUUAUUAAAAUACAAGCUAACUAUGAAAUAAAAUAGAAAACGAAAAGAUUUGUAGAGAAAUUCCUCACGCAUGCUGCAGCUAAGGGAUGAAUGCUACUACAAUCGGCAGACAGGCGGCCAUAUCUUUCGGAAUCCAAUCCCACGAAAUAGACAGAGGAUCUCAGAUCGUCUCUUCGACUAAACGAUACAAAUAGCCAGCCAACAUGAUCCUAGCUAGGCCGAGAAAGACAACUCAGUUAUAACGCCAAACAAAGCAAAAAGAAAAGGGAAUCAUUGGUUAAGGAUCUUUUUUUUAAUAAACGAUCGUAUGUUGGCUUGCGUUACACAACAAAA
Molecule: messenger RNA, 3247 nt
Organism: Anopheles funestus (African malaria mosquito)
Lineage: Eukaryota; Metazoa; Arthropoda; Insecta; Diptera; Culicidae
Gene: Nup50
Product: nuclear pore complex protein Nup50
Exons: 1
Coding region: 126-2855 (909 amino acids)
Biological process (GO): protein import into nucleus
Cellular component (GO): nuclear pore
Source: RefSeq, a predicted model, not a curated record